CGGACGAGGCAGCCUCUUGAAGACUAACUGCUGGCAGAAACAGCUUCCCGCCCCCCUCUCCUCCUGCCUCGGGCCCCCAGCGCCACCCCAACGGUCCCGGGAGGCCUGGGGCCCUUCGGGUAAUGCAGGUGGCCUCUGCCUCGGACUGGCCCGCGGAUUCCAGCGUGCUGCCUCCGGGCUACACCCCCACGACAUUGGGUCAAGGAGUAAGCAAAGCAUUCAAGAAGAAAGUCAAGAAGAACGUCAUCAUGGCUUCAGUGUCUACUCAUGAAGACCAAGAGAAAGGGCCCCACUUGCCACCACAGAGCAAGAAGAGUUUCUUGUUCUGUCCAAAAUCAAAACUGCACAUGCACAAAGGAGAGAUUGCCAAGAUUAUCCGAGAAUGUCAAGAAGAAAGUUUCUGGAAGAGAGCUCUGCCUGCUUCACUUGUUAGCAUGCUAAUUACCCAGGGAUUGGUCCACCAAGGUUAUUUAGCAGCUAAUCCAAGAUUUGGAUCAUUACCUAAAGUUGCACUUGCGGGUAUCCUGGGAUUUGGCCUUGGAAAGGCCUCCUACAUCCGAGUGUGCCAGAGUAAAUUCCACUCCUUUGAAGAUCAGCUUCGUGGGGCUGGUUUUGGUCCACACCAUAACAGGCACUGCUUGCUUACCUGUGAGGAAUGUAAAGCAAGGCGUGGAUUAAAUGAGAAGGGAGGCUCCCACCCUUCUGCUUCCUAAACUCCAUGUCUGUGGCUUUUGAAGUUUUUAAAUCCCUGAAUUUGUGCACAUUUAAAAUUUCAAGUGUACUCAAAAAUAAUAUACUUCUGAUGAAAGAGA
Fukomys damarensis (Damara mole-rat) is the source of this 812-nucleotide messenger RNA. RefSeq names its product OCIA domain containing 2 (gene Ociad2). The record is from RefSeq and is a predicted model, not a curated record. The transcript has 7 exons. NCBI's taxonomy places the organism in Eukaryota, Metazoa, Chordata, Mammalia, Rodentia, Bathyergidae. The coding region runs from base 123 to 713 and encodes 196 amino acids. Gene Ontology annotation, cellular component: mitochondrial inner membrane.